Molecule: messenger RNA, 1491 nt
Organism: Neohortaea acidophila
Lineage: Eukaryota; Fungi; Ascomycota; Dothideomycetes; Mycosphaerellales; Teratosphaeriaceae
Product: Alpha/Beta hydrolase protein
Exons: 1
Coding region: 226-1251 (341 amino acids)
Source: RefSeq, a predicted model, not a curated record
CGUCCGCUGUGCUUCCACACAAGACAAGGCUUGCCUGUACCUUGUAGGAGUAAAGGCACGGAGGGGCCAAGUGCGGAUGCUCGCGCACGGUCCACUCCCCCAGGCAGGUUAACAGGACGUCAGUCAACUUCAACCGUUGAUCGUCGCGCAACACUCGCAGCAGAGCAUUCCAGGAAGAUCCGUGUAUUUCACUAGGAGUACGGGAGCGUGUACUAUUUGCCGGCCAUGUCGAAGGGAGACGGAUCUCGACAACUCAGCGCGGCGGAGAUCCAGGCUCACCCGGAGUACGCCCACGUGCACUGGCCGCUCGAGGCAAACAAACGUGAGAAAAUCGACGUUGCCGCCGGUCGAGGCGGUCCGUUGAAGCUGGGCUACGAAAUCCACGGCCAUGGACCCAAGAAGAUCCUCUGGAUCAUGGGACUCGGCGGGUUUAUGAAGACGUGGCAGCGUCAGACCAAGGACUUUGGCCACACGCAGGCCGACGAGUACACUUGCCUGAUCUUCGACAAUCGAGGCAUGGGCGAGAGCGACAAGCCGCUGCUGCGCUACACCACCUCGGAGAUGGCGCGGGAUGCCAUUGAACUGCUGGACCACGUGGGCUGGACGGAGGCGAGGAGCGUGCACGUGGUGGGCAUCAGCAUGGGCGGCAUGAUUGCGCAGGAGCUGGGCCUGCUCAUUCCGCAGCGGAUCUGCAGCUUGAAUCUCAUCUCCACCGCGCCUCGCAUCGUGCGCACCUUGCCCUUUCUGGAGAAUGUGCGGAACCGCAUCAACCUGCUCAUCCCGAAGGGUCUGGAUGCGCAGAUGGCGCGCGUCAAAGCAGACUGCUAUUCCGCCGAGUGGCUCGCCAGGCCCGACGAGACCGAAUACACCGUCCAGCCCUUCCCCACCAACGGCGAUCGAUUUGCCGCCGGGGACAUCAGCAAACGACUUACGCCCGGCGUCAUGACUCGCCAAGGCUUCCUCUGCCAGCUCUAUGCCGCCGGCUUCCACCACAAGUCGGCCGCGCAAUUGAAGCAGCUCGGCGACGUGGUCGGCAGGGACCGCAUCCUGGUCUUCCACGGCACGAAAGACAACAUGAUCAAUUUCAUCCACGGGGAGAUGUUACUCCGUGAGCUCGGCGGCGAGGAAAGCGGGGUCACGAAGGUGUUCAAAGAGGGCAUUGGCCAUGUUGCGCCGUUUGAGAUCCGGCCGGAGUUCAAGAGGAUCAUCACCGAUAGGAUAGCGAAGACGGAAGCCCUUCCCAAAUCAUGAUGUGGGGGUGAUCUUACUAUUCCCUCCCCGUGUUUGGGUGUGUGGAGCGGCUCCAACGGAGGCUGCCAUGCCGAAAGCAGGAUCUAUGAGCGAGGAUGGCUCAUAUCGGCUCACGGCACUCGAUGCAUCUGGGGGAUAUACGGGCGGCGCACAUUUGAUUGUCAUAAUGAGCAUUCCGAGAGCCAUAUCCAUAAAUAGCCGCGUGAAGAAGCGAUUCCGCACGCGUAGACCUUGUGCAAU